This is a messenger RNA of Microdochium trichocladiopsis, 1290 nucleotides long. RefSeq lists its product as uncharacterized. The coding region runs from base 420 to 884 and encodes 154 amino acids. NCBI's taxonomy places the organism in Eukaryota, Fungi, Ascomycota, Sordariomycetes, Xylariales, Microdochiaceae. The record is from RefSeq and is a predicted model, not a curated record. The transcript has a single exon.
CAGCCCAGCCCAGCCCAGCCCAGCCCAGCCCAGGCACAUACGAGCGGCCAACCCAUAACCGGCUGUCGGGGGGGAGCAAAAGACAGGGCAUACCGUGGGGCAUGUGCCUUUUCCUGGCCCCCCUGCUUAAACCCGCGCGCCGGCCCAUAUCACUGCUGGUCUAGUACGUCCCGCAUGACAGACAAGCCGUUUAUUCGCAUCCUGGGCGAACCCCCCUCCCCUUGCCGGUGGCGUACCUUAUUUUUUGCGAGGGCUUGAGGCGGGAGGAGGAGGAGCAGGAAGAGCAGGAGAAGCUGAGAAACCUUGACUUUCCUAACUGUACCUUGUUCUUAUCACGUUAAACCUGGCAACCUGGUCCCCCCCAACGAUCGGUAGCUCGGGAGAGAGCACGCAAUCAAAAAGCGGGCGAGUAUGUGCAUAUGCAAGGACGGCAGUCUGGUCUGUUCCGCGCCCCGAAAGCGGCGCGCGUCGGCCGGGCAUGGAAAGGGUACCUUGCUGCCCGGACGUGGUAUCCCGUUUCCGGGAGAUCUUCCUGGAGGGGGGGUGCGAGAGGGGACCGGGGUCGUCGGACGUCGUGGGUGGUCGUUGUCGUUGCUGUUAUUGUUGACGUGCGCUGUAUGCUGUAUGCGUUGUGGUUUGUGCUUGUUGCGUCUGCACGGAUUGCGCCGCCGCCCUUGCCCCGUCGUUACGGACCGUUUCUGGGGAAGUGGUCUCUGCCAGGACGUGGAGGAGGGCCCUGGAAACGCUUCGGUGAGGCGGAUGGGAAUGUCAUAGGGGUAAGGGAGGGGGUGUGGUUUCAACGGAGAAAUAGGAAGGAAGGAAGAAAAAAGGGCGGCGAUGCGUAUGUGCUACUCCAAGGAAGCCCGCGCCUUGAACAACCUUGACAUAGCAUCAGGACAUGUGACGAUGCCGACGGAACACGACUCUCUUCCCCCGCCCUUGCGUCUCUGCCGAUUUCACUAGAUCUGAUGCCGAACAAGAGGCAAACAUCCCAAUCAAGCCGAUUCUGUUCUGCAUCGGGUCACCCGCGUCCUUUGUCUGCCAAGCCACGUCAGGCAGGUCAGCUAGUCCUCUCCCCCACAUCUGCUUGCGUGUCUUGGUCUGCAGGCUUGGGCCCUCCCUCCCAGCCCAAGAUGUCCAUGGAUGCAAGUCAGAAUGAUCUGCCUGUAGUGCACGCGGCUUGCUUCAGGCCUCUACCGGUAGUUCUGGCUGGGGCCAUGGGCUCUCGUGGGGAGCUUCUGUAUAGAGGCACGCCACCGCUAUUAUCCCUUCCUUGUUGUGGUAUAAGUG